This is a messenger RNA of Sphenostylis stenocarpa, 191 nucleotides long. NCBI's taxonomy places the organism in Eukaryota, Viridiplantae, Streptophyta, Magnoliopsida, Fabales, Fabaceae. The record is from the annotation of a GenBank genome assembly.
AUGAAGUUAUUAGGCCUUGCUUUUUGUAUUGAUAUUGGGCUCCAACUGUUUGGCCCUUUUGUUCUUACUUCAGUUGACUCUCAAAAAAUUACACUCACCAUCUCUCGUUACCGCGCUCUUGAAAGCUUGGACGGAGAAACGGGACUUUUUUGCGGUUUGAGGGAAUUCAGCGAGAGUGGGUGUUUGUCAUU